Messenger RNA from Seriola aureovittata, 2790 nucleotides. Its product is annotated as ras-related protein Rap-2a. The coding region runs from base 648 to 1199 and encodes 183 amino acids. Gene Ontology annotation, biological process: negative regulation of cell migration; Rap protein signal transduction. The transcript is spliced from 2 exons. The record is from RefSeq and is a predicted model, not a curated record. Gene Ontology annotation, molecular function: GTP binding; GDP binding; GTPase activity. Lineage: Eukaryota; Metazoa; Chordata; Actinopteri; Carangiformes; Carangidae. Gene Ontology annotation, cellular component: plasma membrane.
UUUUUACCCUCUCAGUACGGGAGCCGAGCGGGGACCGGCUGGUUACGCAGCGGCCGUGGGUCUCCACCCGAGAGUAUGGCGGCUAGGAUUGCACCAGAGAGCGGGGGAGAGACGGAGACAUGCCAGCGAUGGUGAAAAAGAAACAAAGAGACACAAGUUCUUUAAUCAAGUGUCGAAAUAGUUUUAGUUUGUGCAGAUUUUCCGCGGCGGCUUCCUGCUUCAAAAUCUGCGCCUGCAGUUCAUUCUAGGGGCUGAACCCAGCGUUUUUCCAGUGUCCUCGAUGGAGCAAGUUUGUUUUUUUUCUGAUGCAUAGACAGGGGUGAGCUAAGCAGAUGAAAACCCGCACGGUCCACAUCAUCGGCCGAUAUUUUCUUCCUCCCCUGUGCACAUUUUGGACAGUUGCAGUCCUCGGAUGCUCGUAUAGCUGUCAGUGUCUGGCCUGCAUGGGGGAAUUUCUACAAUGAAAUCCAUCUUGGGGCACCGAGUCUUUGUGCUCUGCCAUAGCUGAGCAGCGGCGAGCAAGACUAUAUUAUUGACAACCCGUUCAAAAUGGGACACGAAUGGUGAAUGUGAUUCGUGCGGGAACAUUUUGAGUUCAUUUCAAUGACGCGCGGAGAUUGAUACCUUACGACUUGAUUUAAUCCACGAUGCGCGAGUAUAAAGUGGUGGUCCUGGGCAGCGGUGGGGUCGGGAAAUCCGCCCUCACUGUGCAGUUUGUCACCGGGACGUUCAUUGAGAAGUACGACCCGACCAUAGAGGAUUUUUACCGCAAGGAGAUCGAGGUGGACUCCUCACCCUCGGUACUGGAAAUCCUUGACACCGCUGGUACCGAGCAGUUCGCCUCCAUGCGGGACCUUUACAUCAAAAACGGUCAAGGAUUCAUACUGGUCUACAGCCUUGUCAACCAGCAAAGCUUCCAGGACAUAAAGCCGAUGAGGGAUCAGAUCAUAAGAGUGAAAAGGUACGAGAAGGUUCCUGUGAUCCUGGUGGGGAACAAGGUGGACCUGGAGAGCGAGCGCGAGGUAUCGUCCAGUGAAGGCCAGGCCCUGGCUGAGGAGUGGGGCUGCCCGUUCAUGGAGACAUCAGCCAAGAGCAAAACCAUGGUAGACGAACUGUUCGCUGAGAUCGUUCGGCAGAUGGACUACGCCGCCCAGCCAGACAAGGAUGACCCCUGCUGCUCUUCUUGCAAUAUACAAUAGCCCCGGGGGCCUCCAGGAACAGGCCAGGCAAAAAAAAAAAAAAAAAGUCUACUUUCGACUCACAGCAGAGAGAUACACACUCGGAUACACACGCGCACACACACACACACACACACACACACAUGCACAUGCCAAUUAAACGGAAGAUAAAUUCAUGGUUGAACGCAAUGGAUGUUAACUCUAUGGAGCAUAAAAUCUACAGUGACAUGAUUAUUAAUAACGACAUGUGAGUAAUGAAUACGUUUUGAAUGAGGAAUGCCAGGAAUUUGCUGCAAGUGAAAUUGACAAAUGACAAAAAGGAACGUGCCCUCGCCUUAUGUUACUCUCUUUUGUUGUUUGUUUUCAUCCUCUCAUCAGCAAAGAAUCACAGAUCAGGAUCACUACUCUUUAGGUUGUUAAACAAUCUGAUAUAAAUGAGUUAAAAAAAAAAGUUUUCUCCUGGUUUUGUCUGUUUCGCACAAAACACCGAGAUGCAUUUUUUUAUUAUUAUUAUUAUUAUUAUUAUUACCCUGACUCGGUUGCAAGUAGCUACUGUACAAUAACCCAAUAACAGAUUUCUGGGAUCCAGUUGUUUCAAACACUGAGGAGUAUUUUAUUUGCAGUAUGUACACUUUUUUUCUCCCAUCUUUGUCUGUAUAGUGGUCAGUGGGAGGUUUUUCAUCACAGGGCUGAACCAAAGAGGUGACCUGAAAGCACCUCUAUUAUAUAUAUAUAUAUAUAUAUAUAUAUAUAUAUAUAUAUAUAUAUAUAUAUAUAUAUACAUUUUCAGCUGUUAAAAAAAGGAAUGGAGAGAAAACAGUGGAUAAGUCAGUGUCUUUUCUUCAAACAUUUGGUGCAGUCAUCUCUUUCCUAUUUUCUCACUUUUGAGAUAUAAUGGUAAACAUAGCGGAGUCACAUAUCGUGUGAUGUUUUGUUUUCCUCCUGGGGGAAGACUGAUGGCAGAUCGCUGAGUGGUAGUAUAACUAACUGCUUCAUCCUUAUGGGACAAACAGUUCAUCUUUUCAGUGUUUGAAUAUCUCUACAGACGAUCUCUCGAAACUCUUUUCAGGAAUGGGUGACAUUUAAAGUGAAGAUGCCAACAUUUGUCAUACUUUGCAUUUUUCUUUUUCUCUCCUCUGGUAUCAAUAUGAAAUGGGGUUCUCAAGCGUUUCAACAUCCUGAUCCCAUUCUUUAUGUGCUCAGAGUAUUCAAAUCCAUAGUAACAAAUAGUAACGACGAAGGCGAUGAUACUAAGAAUAAUAAAUGGUAGUGUAAAUAUUUUGUAUUGAAAGUGCCAGCUCCUAUGAAGACACUGACUCAACACAUGUGGAAUUGUCAACUGUAUGCAUGGCUAGUAAACAAAAAAAGGACUCUUAUUGUUUGAGAUUAAUAUAGGCUGUGGAAAUGUGCAAACCAAACACAUACACGUCUGGAUCUGGACAUUGUCUCAACUGUACAUCUGUGUUGCCACGGGAACCAGACUCUCCCUGUGUAACCAUUUUCAUUGUUGAUUUUAUAUUUUUUUAUGUGACCAUUUACUCUUUAUUCCCUCUCUGAAUGGUGACACUGUUACAUUUGACACCUAAACAAUAAAAGUGCGUUCAACACUCAA